CGAACAAACUCUUCUGAGGCGACCGGCGCCGGAGAAGAAGCGAGCAUUCAGACUAAUAUGAAUACUCGAAGCGGCGAUGGUGAUGACGUUUCUGGUGCUCUACCGAGCGGGAGGAUGCCUCCGUUACGCUUGUCUUCUCCCGCUAUCCCCUUUCGCCGUUACGGACACAACCAUUUAAAUGGCAAGUUCCAGCUAAACAUACAACUGCGUACGCCACAUGGAAAAACAGGCGUAGAUGUUCACGAUUACGCUGACCCCAGUAACUCGCCGGUGAAGUUUUAUUCUUCGUGGCAUGACUUUCUAUCUCUGCGAUUGGUGCUAAGCUUGGCCAAUGGUAAAAACGAUACCAAACCGCAACUUGCUGUAUUGCCCAUUCAGGAUCCGACGGAGUGCUUUACUUUCCAAGCGGAUCACUAUUCAGACUUGACUUUGCAGUUGGAUGUCCUGCCAGUUUUCGGGAGUCAGUCCACCGAACUAGUAGGUCGCGCCAUGGUACUUCCCAGUUCUUUCGCAAACUUGAAAGGAACUAUAAUGAGCGCUUUAAUGAACAGUAAGCUCGAGAUGUUAGGGACGGUCACAUUUCAGUACAUGGUCAUUACCCCUUUGAGGACGCCUUCCUUACCCCCCUCAGUUUUUCAGUUAAGCAAGUCUUACUGGCGGCUCAACCCGCCGUUACGUGGUUCCCUGCCGCACGAGCCUGUUAAGGACUACGUAGACAAACAGUACCUCAAGGCAAAAAGUAUUGAUGGUAGUACUUCCACUCUGGCUUUUUUCACUUCUUUGGAAUCCGAAUAUAUCAAAGUGCAGUUAAAGAUUCUCGCGGAUGGCUCCCUUGUCGUCAGUGAUGACGCACGCGCUGUGAUCCCGCUUAGUUCCGGCGAGGUUCUUUCUCUCCCCUUUUCAUCGUUGACAUACCAGGAGCUUUGUGAAUUAUACACGGGCCACACUCGGCCUUUCUAUAAGCUUGAUGACCUUUUACAACGUUUUCCUCUUCGUAUUGGGAUCUGCCUUUUCCUUGGGCAACAAGAUGAAAAUCUUUCCUUUCCAAGGCUUGAUGGGGUCAUUGAUGCCCUCUUAAGUUAUAUCCUUAUAUUUGGGAACUCUCGUUCCUUUAUUUUCUCCUCAGAUGUAAAAGCAGUUUGUUUGAUGGUGAACUUGAAGCAGCCGAACUUCCCCGUUUUUAUUCAGGCGAGCCCAGCUAGAACAGCUCAUCAGGAUGACUCUCUUCAUCAGUCUCUUUUAUUUGCGAAGAGCCAUUCUUUGUUAGGUAUAUAUGUUCCCGCCUGGCUUCUUCUGGAAGCGCCAGUCCUGCUGGACUACCUCCGCCAGACUGGCAUCCUUCUAUUUUCGUAUGGGGAAGGUUCUCUAAUGCAAUAUUUUCAAGAAAGAGUAGACGGCUAUGAGUUUGGCAGUGUUAUUUAUGUUGGCAACAAACAAGAUACCAUGUUUAAAGGCUGUAAGCUUUCCAUACAAAAUUUGUAUUCCCUGUUUGCAAACGAACAGGCGAGCCUUGCGGACGCUCGAGAAGAAUCGGCUCUUAAAAGAUCUUUUUUCAAAAGUACGAAUUCUGCACCAAAUUCUCUGAAUGUUGUCCCCGCGAAACUUGUAAAAGAUACUUCUGCUAACGUACUGGAAUUUUUGUCAAGUUGA
Zophobas morio is the source of this 1650-nucleotide messenger RNA. RefSeq lists its product as uncharacterized. Bases 58 to 1650 code for a protein of 530 amino acids. Gene Ontology annotation, molecular function: phosphoric diester hydrolase activity. The record is from RefSeq and is a predicted model, not a curated record. Gene Ontology annotation, biological process: glycerophospholipid catabolic process. Lineage: Eukaryota; Metazoa; Arthropoda; Insecta; Coleoptera; Tenebrionidae. The transcript has 18 exons.